UAAUCAAACAAGAAAACAAUAAAAAUGAAAGUGCAAUAUGGUGGUAUUGUGAAGUGCAAAUUUUAAUCCUCUUGUCUACGCAAAUUAAUUACAUUUUAGUACACUAUAAAAAUUAAUUUACGUACAAUCGCACCUUCACUUUGCCUAUCGCGUUCAAAAUACCCUCGCGUAGUUCUCCCAUCUUUUAAAAUUCGUCCAACGUCAACGUUGUGAUCAACUUUACAAAGAACUUGGCCAGAUUUGUACACAAAUACUUGUCUCAUGUUGUUGUUGAAUGAACUAGUCGUCAAGUUCCAGAGUUCAGGUCGUUCAGAGAGUCGACCUCCUCCGGUAUUAUUAAAAUGAAAUGAAUCAUCUUGCGAAUAAACACGUUAAUUUUUGAUUUAGUGGCUUUCGAUUUUGCCAACAAAGGCCGUCGGUUCAACCAUCAAUGGAAGAAAGAAUGUGUCAGAAACAGGUAUCAACCAUUCAACAUUCGCAGCAGCAAACGGACAUCGUCCAGACAGCCAAUUGCCACCGGUGUAAAAUGUGUUCGUCUUUUUCAUCGUCGUCUUCUUCGUCAUCGAUUUCGUCGUCGUCGUCGAAUAUUUCAUCUUUAUCGGGACAUGAUACUCAUAAACAGUUACCCAGACAGUCUUCCGAUAAGAAGAGUUCAGGAAGUUGUUUCAUCCAACAGCAUUUACAAUCGAUGUUUAGUUUAUUAAGACGAGAAGAAACGUUGAAAAUGGCUGUCAGAUUGGAAAGUACGUACAGUGGACGUACUCGAUAUUUGGUAGUUGUUAGUCGUCCUGGUCGUAAUCUCACCGAAGAAUGUUGCUUAUUGGGAAUCGAUUGCAAUAAAAGCACCACCGUUGGAUUAGUUCUGAAAGUUUUAGCUGAUACUGCAAUCACUCUAGAUGGAGAUGGCGGUUUCAGUGUUAGCGUUUGUGGCAGACAGCAUAUUUUCAAGCCUGUAUCCGUUCAAGCGAUGUGGUCUGCUCUUCAAACGUUAUAUAAAGUCAGUACCAAAGCCAGAGAGGGUAAUUAUUUCGAAGGAGGAAAUACACACGAUUGGGUCACGUAUUACGAGAAAAGAAUCGAAUCUGACAGAUCGUGUAUUAACGAAUGGCAUACAAUGAACGACAUCGAAUCCAGAAGACCCCCUUCACCCGAUUCUCUCCGAUCUAAACCUCGCGAACGUUUGGAAACUGAACGAGUAAUCAGAAGCACGUUGAAAGAGAUCAUGAUGUCGGUCGAUUUGGACGAAGUAACUUCGAAAUAUAUUCGAUCGCGAUUAGAAGAACAGCUCGAUAUGGAUUUACGAGAAUUCAAAUCGUUCAUCGAUCAAGAAAUGUUGGUUAUUUUAGGACAAAUGGACGAAGCCACCGAGAUAUUUCCUCACGUGUAUUUGGGCUCCGAAUGGAACGCGUCUAAUUUAGAAGAAUUAAAUAAAAAUCGGAUAUGCUAUAUUUUAAACGUGACUCGGGAAAUUGAUAAUUUUUUUCCCGGUACGUUCGAUUAUUUGAAUAUUCGAGUUUACGACGACGAUAACACCGAUCUGCUCAAACACUGGGAUAACACGUUUAAAUAUAUUUCUAAAGUGAAGAAAGAGAAUUCCAAGGUUUUGGUUCACUGUAAAAUGGGCAUCAGUCGGUCAGCCAGCGUUGUAAUUGCGUACGCGAUGAAAGCGUAUAAUUGGGAUUUCAAAAAAGCCUUCGAAUUCGUCAGAAAGAAACGCUCGUGUAUUAAACCGAAUCAGAAUUUCAUCAGUCAGCUUGAAACUUAUCAGGGUAUGCUGGACGCGAUGAAAAACAAAGAAAAGCUGCAACGUUCGAAAUCCGAGACUAAUUUAAAAAGCACCUUCACCAAGAGCCGCUUUCACGCGUACAAUAAAAAGAAACGAGAACAGAAUAGUAAUGAUUUGGACGAGCGAGUCGACAAGAGUGAAAAAGUCACCGUCAAUCGAACUGAAAACGAAUACUCGAUGUUACGAGUCUAUUCCGGUACCGAAUUGGCUCGUUUAUCGUUAAGACCCAAGUCUUGGUCACCGGAUAAUUUAAUCGCCUCUGAAAUCUUCAGUAGCACUGGUACAAUGUCUCAGUCGCUGGAGCAUUUGAAUACAGCGAAUGGUAAACUCUCGGCUGACAGUCAUUCGUCGUCGGUGUCGUCGUUGAGUACGUCUCCACCUAGAAUACCACCGGCGCCACCUCUGCCUCCUAUUGAUAGUCGAUAUAAUCUAAAUGUUCGAAUGCCUUGCGAGAAUGGAUUAGCUUACAGCGUUUCACAAAAUAAAAUCGUACAAUUGUAUUCGGCUCAAAACCAAGAAAGCUACAACAUCGUCGCCAGGCUGGAAAGCAUCACGUCGUCGCAAACGCUCACUUCGAACCGAACCUAUCAUCAGUCCGAAUACGGAUACUCGGACGCUGAGAAAUCGGCAGCGGCCGCCGCCUCCGCCUCCAGCGCCACCACCACCAAUACCACUCAAAUCACCGACCCACAGCCACCGCUUCCACCUUCAUCAUCGCACAACUCAACGCUAUUGAACUCGUUAACGUCGUCGUCGUCUUCGUCUUUAACAUCAUCAUCGUCAUCAUCGACAUCGACAUCUUCAUCGUACAUACUUCAAAUACCUUCUCAAUUUCAAGGUACUACCUCGAGCGUUACGUCGCGAUCCGCGUACAAGUCGAACGCUGUUAAUCUAGUCAAAAAAAACGAAGCUCUGCGAAGUAUUCGCGUACCGUCGCCUUUAUCGAAUCGUCGUAGCGGCGACGGACUGGACGAGAAAUCUGCUCUACCGCCGACGCCAUCGUCACCGGAUCCAUCGCAUACUCGUACUACUAGUAAUACUCCUUACGGCGUGAUAGCGCCAACAACAGCAACGGAUACGUGUUACCAAAGCGAAUACGUUGGUAGACGACGCGAUGAAAAGUGUCUUUCAGGUCCUCCUAAUUUGUACAGUGUUCCUUCUUCGUGUUUAGUAGGCGAUAAAUCAUCUUCGCUGGCCGACGAUAGCGGGUUUGUUUCGAGCAGCGACAACGAAUUAGCCAAAAAUGCCAGCAGCCCGAAUGUUAUCAACACGGUUCAAUGUGCUUCGGUCAAACAUCGCACAAAUUUGCUGGAAAGGUUAACGAAUCCUCGACCAGGUCGUCUAGGCGGUAAUAUGACGACAUCCGCUACGGACGACGAAGGCAGCAAAGGAAUAGUGUUGAAUUUAAAGAAGGAAUUCGAAGCUAAAUGCAACGUGCACGAGACUCGCAAACAACGUAAAAAAUACUCGUCGCAGGGUGACGACAAUAAUAACGAAGAUGCCCGAAGUCUGCCCAGUUCACCGGUCAUCGAACAUAGCCGAAAUCGUAACUACACCUCCGGCGCACAGACCACCACCGCGGCGGUUUCCAGUGAAGAUCUAUCGGUGAGGAAAUUAGUCGGCAAGUACGAGGUGGCCAAGGGCGCAAAAGAGAAAAAAUGUGUCAAAGGACAACCGCCUAUUCCGCCGAGAAAAAGUAGCCUAGAGAUAAACCUACCGCAAUCCAAGUUCGCUGCCGGAAAGAACCCAUCGUCCGGUGUAUUUGCACCGUACAACAGAGGCCACAAAGUAAUCGGGCCCGUCGUCAAGUCCUUAUUUGGUAACCCGAAUGAAAUCAGAUCGACCGUCACGAAAGCAGCGAAUAUCCUGCAGCAAGGCAAAACCCACCCUUUAUCGAAGUUGACCUUUUGUAAACAACGUCCGAAUCCUCCGGUUUAUAAUACGAUGUAAUUAAUAUUACUCGAUUAGCUAGAGGAUCCAAAUCUUCUCAGUUCGGUCGUCAUCGUUGACACGUCUAGCUCUACUCUGAAUCUCAAUUUAUGUACUUCCGGUGAUUGGAAAAAUUCUACUGAACGUUACUAUUACUCAUUGAGGAAUAUUCUCGUAACGUGUUUUUUUAUUAUUUUUAAAACGAAAAAAACAAAUCGAUGACCGUUAAAUAUAUAAUAUUGACCAAAAAAAUAUUCGGGUUUAUAAGCGAAAAACAAAAAAAAAGAGGUAAAUGAAACGGUUACCUGUGGAUUGAAUCUGACGUAAAUUCUCAGUAUUACAAAAUAUAACCUAACAUAUACUUAUUUAAAAAAAACAAAAAAGAGACUUACUCGAAAUUUUUCGAUGAUUUUUUUUUUUUUUUUUUACUUCGUUUAUUUUAGAGUGACGGUAAAUUGACACCAAUAUAAUUUUUUUUUAACCGAAUGAUCUGAUUUUAUUUUUAUCGAAGCGUUAUUUACUAUUAUGUAUAUUUAUAUUAGUAUUUUUUUUUCUUUCGUUAUUUUACCUACGCUAUUCAUUUUAUGCUCUGUUAUUUUAAGUUGGAUAAUUUUUUUGUGAUCGAUUUCUUUUUCUUUUUUUUUUGCUUCUAUUUUUGUGUUGUUUAUAAAGUUUUUAUUUUUGUGAUUAAUAUUUAAAAUUUUUGGAUAUAGAGUCGGAAUGAGACAAAUCGAAAUAGUCAUAGCAUUACGUACCCGUUUUUUCGUUAUUUUAAUGUAUAUAAGCGUUUUUUCUCCCCUCUCUCUAUCUCUCUCUGUAUCUCUGUGUCCUCAUAGGUAAAUUUUUUUAACGUACUUAACAACUCGUUUUCGUUUUUUUUUUCGUAUUCUAAUAUUUUUUUUCUCCUUUUACAUCAUUUUUUUUUGUGUUUCCGGAUAAAGAAUUUUUACAUUUUAUGUAACAUUAACAGUUUGCCCAUACGCUAUUUAUUGUAUCUCUCAUACUUUAUAUUGCAAAACGCAAUAAAAAAUUUUUGCGAA
Messenger RNA from Planococcus citri (citrus mealybug), 4755 nucleotides. It is a transcript of the gene ssh, whose product is annotated as Protein phosphatase Slingshot. Lineage: Eukaryota; Metazoa; Arthropoda; Insecta; Hemiptera; Pseudococcidae. Gene Ontology annotation, biological process: negative regulation of actin filament polymerization; protein dephosphorylation; actin cytoskeleton organization. The record is from RefSeq and is a predicted model, not a curated record. Bases 431 to 3736 code for a protein of 1101 amino acids. Gene Ontology annotation, cellular component: cytoplasm. The transcript is spliced from 13 exons. Gene Ontology annotation, molecular function: protein tyrosine/serine/threonine phosphatase activity; actin binding.